AUGCCAUACUUGGGUGUGACCCCACUGCCAAUCCUAGGAGCACAAUGGAGAGUUCAGAGCAGGGAGAAGUGGGGGAGGGUGUAGAGGAAGCCGAGAGUGAGGCUACUGGGGUGGAGGGAGACACUCCGGAGUCCCAGGAGGCAUGCAGCCAGGAGCUCUUCUCAAGUCAGGAGGAGGCUAGCCAGUCGCAGCAGCUGGAAGUUGCUGGUGAGGAAGAAGCAGAGGAGCGUGCUCGGGUGACCUUGACUAAUGCAGCCGGAUCACCGGCCUCACGUCGCUUGCAGAACUUGAGAAAAAAUCCACGAAAAUCAAAAGAGGAAUUGAUCAAAGCAGUUAUGAAUCACUACAACAGAGAAAGUAGGAAGACGCAGGAAUGGAGAGAGAAAAUGUAUGAGUGGGGGCAAACAGAAAGCAAGAGAAAGGAAUUGGCUACCAAAAAAACCUCAAAGCACAUGAUAAGCCUCCUGGCUCGCCAAACUGACUCUUUCGAGUCUCUCGUAGCCAUGCAGGAAGAUCUGUACCGUGGUAACCCACAACCCUCCCAAAGCUCUCUUUCUUGUUCCCCAGUAUUUGCACAAAACACCUUUCUCCAGCAGCCAGUUUCUUAUUACCCUCAGCUGCCCCCAACACCUGUACGAUCACCUACCAGCCCUGAUAACCACAAUUCUUACCCUGUGCACUCCACCCCCAUUACUCUGCAGCAUAGUAAUCCUGAAGUGCAGCAGACACUGAACAGUAAUCCAAACAGGACAUAUUCAAACCUCUGA
Molecule: messenger RNA, 767 nt
Organism: Gopherus flavomarginatus (Mexican gopher tortoise)
Lineage: Eukaryota; Metazoa; Chordata; Testudines; Testudinidae
Exons: 2
Coding region: 45-767 (240 amino acids)
Source: RefSeq, a predicted model, not a curated record